AUGAAACUAGCCGUCUUCAGCGCCAAAUCCUACGACCGCAAAUACCUCGACGAAGUCCGAGCAGCCCGGUUCACCGAGCUUUGUACCAUUGAGCACCAUGCAUUCGCCCUCUCGUCGGAGACGGUAUCACUGGCUCAAGGCUGCGAUGCCGUGUGCGCAUUUGUGAACGACACGCUCGACGCGCGCGUGCUCACCAUUCUGCACGGGUAUGGGAUCCGAGCGAUCCUCCUCCGCUGCGCGGGCUUCAACCACAUUGACCUCGUGGCGGCCGAGGCCCUUGGCCUCUUCGUCGCCAACGUGCCUGCCUACUCGCCCGAGGCUGUCGCCGAGUUCGCCGUCGCGCUGACCCAGACCCUGAACCGCAAGACGCACCGCGCCUACAACCGCGUGCGCGAGGGCAACUUCAACAUCGAGGGCCUGCUCGGCAGGACGCUGCACGGCAAGACCGUUGGCAUCGUCGGCCUGGGCCGGAUCGGCAUGGCGACGGCGCGCAUCUUCCACGGGUUUGGCUGUCGUUUGGUGGCGCAUGACCCCGUCGUCGACAGUGACAAGUUUCGGCAAUACGGAACCAUGGUCGAUCUGGAUACAUUGCUGCAGGAGAGCCACAUCGUCAGUCUGCACUGUCCGUUGACCGAGAGCACGCGGCACCUCAUCAACGCGAGCACGCUGGCGCGCAUGCGGCCCGGCGCGAUGCUGGUCAAUACGUCGCGCGGCGGGCUCAUCAACACCGAGGCCGUGAUCCAGGCGCUCAAGACGCGUGUCCUGGGUGGGCUGGCGCUGGAUGUGUACGAGGCCGAAGGCGAGCUUUUCUACAACGACCAUUCCGGUGAGAUUAUCGAAGAUGAUGUCCUGAUGCGCUUGAUGACGUUUCACAAUGUGCUCCUCUGUGGCCAUCAGGCUUUCUUUACGUCCGAGGCUCUCACUGAGAUUGCUGAAGCGACGCUGAGCAAUUUUGCGGAUUUCGUGGCUCGGCGGCCAUGCAAGAAUUCCUUGAUCAGCGAGGGAUAUGUUGUUUCUGGGGAUAGGGAGCCUGUUAGGCUGUAG
This is a messenger RNA of Penicillium lagena, 1044 nucleotides long. RefSeq names its product 2-hydroxyacid dehydrogenase. The transcript has a single exon. The record is from RefSeq and is a predicted model, not a curated record. Gene Ontology annotation, molecular function: NAD binding; D-lactate dehydrogenase (NAD+) activity. Bases 1 to 1044 code for a protein of 347 amino acids. Lineage: Eukaryota; Fungi; Ascomycota; Eurotiomycetes; Eurotiales; Aspergillaceae.